ACAGCCAUGUUUCUCUUAAGGUUAUUUCUAAAUUUAUUAGCUGUAUUUCACUCUUGCUCUGAAAAUGAUUUUCUUCAUGCAUACCUUCCUGGGGACAUUAUGAUUGGGGGUCUUAUUCCCAUUCACCAGCAAACCAACAGAACAGAAGACCGUGCUACAAUCACCUGCAAAAAGUUUACUAGUCAAACGUUUCUGCACUCCCAAGUGAUGAUCUACGCCAUCGAAGAAAUAAACCGACGUACACCAAGACUGCUGCCAAACCUCACCCUCGGAUAUGACAUCUAUGAUACUUGUGGAGACGUCAGCUUGGCCAUUAGAGCCGCUCUGCAGCUGCUGAAGAACCAGUCAGACCCUCAGAGGUGUCUCAUACCUGCGUACAUCAAUUCCUCCUUGCCUGAACCCGAGACAAAGGUGGUCAUUGGUGAGAGGUACUCGGAGGUCUCCAUAGCUGUUGCAAGGAUACUAGCUUUACCAUCAGUCACCCAGAUUAGUUAUGCAUCAACCAGUGAGCUGCUCAGCAUGAAAUAUAAGUUCCCCACCUUCCUAAGGACUGUUUCCAGUGACAAAUAUCAGACACAAGCCAUUUUAGAGCUGGUGAAGAAUUUUACAUGGCAAUCAGUGGUAAUCGUGGGAAGUGAUGAUGAAUAUGGGAAGUAUGGUAGUGACAGCCUUGAGAAACACUUUGAGGAGAAUAAUAUCUGUGUGGAUUUUGUAGAGAUUCUACCUGGUAACUUCAAUGAAAACUCUUCAACAGCAAAAGAUCUGAUUGAAAAGAUAACCACGUCCACAGCUGAGGCCAUCAUCAUGUUCACCAAAGAUGCCAAUGUUCGUAUCAUCCUGGAAGCAGUAAUUAAACAAAAUAUCACCAGGAACUGGAUUGCCAGUGACACCUGGUCUACUUCUCCAAAGAUCUCUGAGAUAAAAGGCAUCGAACUGAUCGGUCCAGUUUUUGGAUUCAUCUUUAGUCAGAAUGAGGUUCCUGGUUUCCAAAAUUACGUCCGUUCUCUCUUUAAUGGAACUUCAAAUGCCAUUUUAAGGCAUUACUUGCUUUCCAUAAAUAACUCCAAAGAGGACAUGGAAUGUAACUGCCAGGAAAAGACUUCCAAGCCAAACUGCUUGCACUGCUACAUUGACCACGGUGAAUCCUAUGGCAUCUAUCUGGCCGUCCAGGUUAUUGCUGAGGGCCUCAGAAGCUUACUAAAAUGUGACCAUCAGAGCUGUGAACGGACCAGAUUCACACCUUUUGAGCUUUUCAAAGAAAUCAGCAAUAUCAAACUUACUGUGAACAACACAACUAUCAACUUUGAUGCGAAUGGGGAUCCCAGUUUGGGAUAUGAUAUUAUGCUUUGGAACACCUCAGAGUCCAAAAGAGGUGUGGACAUAAGAAAAGUUGGAGAAUACUGGCCAAAUAAGAACAUUUCCUUUAGUGAAGAUCUAUCACAAUGGAGGAAUUAUGGGAAUGUCUCUGUUUUUAAUUGCUCCAAAAAAUGCCAACCAGGACAAAUCCUGAAAUCAAAGGAACUUGGAGGCUGCUGCCAUGAAUGCAGUGACUGUUCAUCUGAAGAAUAUUCAUUUGGAAAUGGUCAGUGCUGUUUUGAUCUUUAUCUAUGCUUACAGAUUCUGCCAAAAGUUUGGAACCAGAAACACUCUACUAAUUUAUCUUGA
Molecule: messenger RNA, 1665 nt
Organism: Cyprinodon variegatus (sheepshead minnow)
Lineage: Eukaryota; Metazoa; Chordata; Actinopteri; Cyprinodontiformes; Cyprinodontidae
Product: G-protein coupled receptor family C group 6 member A-like
Exons: 5
Coding region: 7-1665 (552 amino acids)
Biological process (GO): G protein-coupled receptor signaling pathway
Cellular component (GO): membrane
Molecular function (GO): G protein-coupled receptor activity
Source: RefSeq, a predicted model, not a curated record